This is a messenger RNA of Saccostrea echinata, 1523 nucleotides long. RefSeq names its product leucine-rich repeat-containing protein 57-like. Lineage: Eukaryota; Metazoa; Mollusca; Bivalvia; Ostreida; Ostreidae. Gene Ontology annotation, molecular function: protein binding. The transcript has 5 exons. The record is from RefSeq and is a predicted model, not a curated record. Bases 45 to 761 code for a protein of 238 amino acids.
GGUUGUUUUCUCUGCAUUUAUAAUGUAACUUAAGUUUAUUAAGAAUGGGAAAUUCGAACAUAACACAGCAUAUUGAGACCGCACAGAAAACAGGUGCCUUUCAGCUAUGUAAAGCUGGAUUGAAAGAGUUUCCAAAGGAUCUGCAAAAGCUCACAAAGAAUCUGAGGACCCUAGAUUUAUCUGAUAACAAGCUUCCUGAGUUACCUCCCUCUAUAGGCUCCUUUUCACUCCUGAAGAAUCUUGUGCUGUCCAGGAACAAACUAGAAGUUUUAGCAGAAGAAAUAGGGCAUUUGAAGAAAUUAGAAAGCUUAUCAUUGGAUGGUAAUAGUCUAACGAGACUUCCAGAGUCUUUGUCACAGUUGUCAAACUUACGAACUCUGAAUGUUUCAGAGAAUAAAAUCACAUGCUUUCCAGAGUCGCUCAAUACCCUUAAAAAUCUUGAUGCUGUUAAUUUGUCAAGGAAUAGAAUAACAGAAAUUCCUGAAUCCGUCAGCACAUGCCAAGCUAUUGAGCUCAACUUAAAUCAAAACCAGAUUUCUCGUCUGUCGGAGAGUAUUUCCCAGUGUCCAAGGUUAAAGGUCUUGCGAUUAGAGGAGAACUGUUUAGAUAUUUCUGCAUUUACACCUAAAAUCCUGAAGGAAUCAAAGAUAGCUCUCUUUGCUGUUGAGGGGAAUGUGUUUGACAUGAAAUCUUUUCACAACUUGGAAGGCUAUGAAGAGUAUAUGGAUAGGUACACAGAAACAAAGAAAAAGUUUAACUGAGAAUAUUACCCGAUAAAUACUUUAGUUCUCCUUGAACAAUUGAACAAUUUUGAAUCUAUUUAUGCUGCUUAAGUAUGUAUUACUUAAGAAAUGAACCAGAUUCACAUGACAGGUAACAUAUUAGAAGCAAGCCAUUCUGCAACUUAAACAUUUUUGAAGAGUUAUCUGCCCUUUAUGAAAAUUUUUCAAAAUAUUGGCAGUAAAUGAUUCAUUUUAUUCCAUAUUUAUAUAGACAGUUUAUGCAUAUUUUCACAAAGAGAUCAGUAUGAAAUUAAAAUUAUUUUUUACAAUAUCUUAAUAAAACACAUUCUUAUCAUAGACUUUAAUGUAAAUUUCAAGGUGCAAUUAUAUGGACAAUAAUCAAAAUUUUGUGAAUUCCUGUAGUUGAGAAUUCUUUAUUUGAAAACCCCUUUAAAAUAAUACCAUGAUUAAAAAAAUCUCACCGUUCAUUCACUUAACUGACAAAUUGUGUCCCUUGAUUAGAGUUUAAUUAGAUGUUGAAAGAUAUAUAUACAUGUAUGUAUACUAUGAUUUUUAUCUUCAGUUAUUUGUUUUUAAAUUUUACCAUUUGUAUGUAAUAUGACAAAUAAUAUUGUAUACCGUGAACCCACUCACAUAUUGAUAAAAAUAUUCUGGCAAAAUGACUAGAAAUGAUUAAUAAAUAUGUUACGUGGUUUAAUUAUAUAAACAGAACAAACAUUACUAGUGGGUAUUUUUCCUUCUGUUGUUUUUAAAAAUGAGAAAUAAAGUGUAAAAAAACUU